Onychostruthus taczanowskii (white-rumped snowfinch) is the source of this 1262-nucleotide messenger RNA. Its product is annotated as D-beta-hydroxybutyrate dehydrogenase, mitochondrial-like. The transcript is spliced from 4 exons. The record is from RefSeq and is a predicted model, not a curated record. Bases 1 to 960 code for a protein of 319 amino acids. Lineage: Eukaryota; Metazoa; Chordata; Aves; Passeriformes; Passeridae.
AUGUGGGCAGCGGCCCCUCUCCUGCUGCUGCUCCUGCUGCUGCUGGCGCGGCUGUGCCGGCGCGGGGCGGCGCGGCUGGAGCCGGCCGGCCGGGCCGUGCUCAUCACGGGCUGUGACAGCGGCUUCGGGCACCUGCUGGCGCUCCGCCUGCACCGCCUGGGCUUCACCGUGUUCGCCGGCUGCCUGUGCCCCGGCGGGGACGGGGCGCGGCGGCUGCAGCGGGAGGCGGGCGGCGCCGGCCGGCUGCGCGUCCUGCGGCUCGAUGUGACCCGCGCCCGCGACGUGCGCGCCGCCAGGGAGCUGGUGCUCAGCCACCUGCCCGAGCGAGGUUUCUGGGGCCUUGUCAACAAUGCAGGAAUAUCAACAUUUGGUGAGACAGGGUGGCUGCCUAUGGAGACAUAUGAAAAAUUUGCAGAUGUGAAUAUCCUUGGGAGCAUCAGGACAACCCUGGCAUUUCUUCCCCUUCUAAGGAAAUACAAGGGACGUAUUGUUUUCAUGUCCAGCGUCGUUGCCUAUUUUACUCUGGGAAAUGGCAUUUAUUCUAUGACCAAGGCAGCUAUUGAAAAAUUUUGUGAUGCUUUAAGACUGGAAAUGAAAAAGUUUGGUGUCCAGGUCUGUAUUAUCCAGCCAGGAAAUUAUGCACGCUCUACAAAAAUUCAGCCACCGCUCAGUGCCGAAGAGAUCUGGAGUGAACUGAGUGAAGAGGAAAAGGCUGUUUACAACAAGGAGUACGUUCAAGAGCGGGCAAACUUUUUCAACAGCAUCCUCAGUGAGGGAAGCACUAAUGGCAAUGAGGUUGUGGAUGCUAUGGUGGAUGCUCUGACAUCUCCUGCACCCAAGGCACGUUACAUGGUGGCGAAGCUGAAGGAGAAGGUCCUGGUGUUUGUGUGUGCUUUGUUCCCGACUGUUGUGAUGGAUUCUGUUCUGUCUUAUGCUCUGAGCAAAGUAAAACUUGCAUAGCCUACAGUGGUGCUAUCACUGACUCAGGUGAGGCAGUUUAUAAAAUGUGAGAGUCAGAGCUGAAUUGAAUGCCCCUGUGUGUCAGUACAGUGACACCGAUUAACUAGUGCAAACUCUGGAGUCUCCCUAGUCAGAACUGUCACUGAUUGCUGGGGAAAAACAUACAGGACCCUGUGUAAAAUUAAAUCAUUUGUUUAAGUAACUUUAUCUCUUCCCUGUGGAAAAACCCCAUCCACUUACGCUGCUUUAGUUAUUGCCUGGAAAAUUUAAUACAUCUUUUUCUAAAGCAAUAGCAGGUUGUG